AUGUCACGGCCUAAAUCAACAAUAGUCUUGGAUUGGAACAAUCGAGUCCCUAAGAAGGUCAAUAUAUUGGCCUGGAGAGUGGCUCACGGUCGGAUCCCAACAAGGGCGAACCUCUUGAAGAGAGGAAUUGGAACUAACCCCAUGUGCAUACUAUGCGAGCAAGAAACUGAAACUGAAGAACAUCUUUUUCUCAAUUGCAUAAUCUCUGUUGAGGUCUGGAAUAGUCUCAAAACCUGGUGGCGCACACUCCCAGACUCUCUCUUGUUUUGGAAAAAUGGGACAUCAAACAUCACACUUCAACUCCAGUCAGCUAUAAUGCUAGUCUACAUAUGGAUCAUCUGGAAUUACAGAAACUCGAAGGCCUAUUCAGGAAAAAUAAAAUCUCACAAUGAAGGUGGAGGUGUUGUUGUUGGAAGUGUUGACCAAAUUGCCCCUAUUAACGGGGUGGCGGAAUCACUAAAGCUGUCUACCAGGCUUGAUGCAUACAGAAUGGUGUUAUCAGCUGUGACCUAG
Molecule: messenger RNA, 513 nt
Organism: Lactuca saligna
Lineage: Eukaryota; Viridiplantae; Streptophyta; Magnoliopsida; Asterales; Asteraceae
Source: the annotation of a GenBank genome assembly